Ipomoea nil (Japanese morning glory) is the source of this 1592-nucleotide messenger RNA. Its product is annotated as mitogen-activated protein kinase homolog MMK2. The record is from RefSeq and is a predicted model, not a curated record. The coding region runs from base 179 to 1324 and encodes 381 amino acids. The transcript has 6 exons. Gene Ontology annotation, molecular function: MAP kinase activity; ATP binding. Gene Ontology annotation, biological process: intracellular signal transduction; protein phosphorylation. NCBI's taxonomy places the organism in Eukaryota, Viridiplantae, Streptophyta, Magnoliopsida, Solanales, Convolvulaceae. Gene Ontology annotation, cellular component: nucleus; cytoplasm.
AAAAAAAGAGAAAACAAGAAAGAGCCAAGAGAAAGAAAUGUCAAAAAGCUCACCCUCGACUCAGUCGUCUGGGUCGUCUUCCUGCAACGCUACCGACAGAGACAAAGCUCCGGGACUUGCGCAAGAUUGAGUUUUUUGAAGUGGGAUUUUUUCUUAAAUUUUGUCGAUUCUGAUUGAUAUGUCUGUGGAGUCGAGCUCCGUUGCAGCUGAUCAUGGCGGCCAAGGCCAUGGCCAUACCAACUUCAGGGGAGUACCUACUCACGGCGGCCGCUAUGUGCAGUACAAUGUAUACGGCAACCUUUUCGAAGUUUCCAGGAAGUAUGUGCCCAUCAGGCCAGUCGGUCGUGGCGCUUAUGGCAUCGUCUGUGCGGCUAUAAACUCUGAGACGCGUGAGGAGGUUGCCAUCAAGAAGAUUGGCAAUGCAUUUGACAAUAGAAUAGAUGCCAAAAGGACACUACGAGAGAUAAAGCUUCUGAGUCACAUAGAUCAUGAUAAUGUAAUUGCAAUGAAAGACAUAAUAAGGCCUCCCCAGAAGGAAAACUUCAAUGAUGUCUACAUUGUUUAUGAACUAAUGGAUACUGAUCUUCAUCAGAUUAUCAAAUCCAACCAGGGAUUGGCUGAUGAUCACUGCCGGUACUUCCUUUACCAAAUUUUACGUGGACUCAAGUAUAUUCAUUCUGCCAAUGUCUUGCACCGAGAUCUGAAACCAAGCAAUUUGCUUCUCAAUGCCAAUUGUGACCUAAAGAUUGGAGAUUUUGGGCUUGCAAGGACGACAUCUGAGACAGACUUCAUGACUGAGUAUGUUGUAACUCGCUGGUAUCGUGCACCAGAACUGCUCUUGAACUGUUCAGAAUACACGGCAGCAAUUGACAUUUGGUCAGUAGGUUGCAUACUUGGUGAAAUCCUGACAAGACAACCACUUUUUCCAGGCAGAGAUUAUGUUCAUCAGUUAAGACUUAUCACAGAGCUGAUAGGAUCACCUGAUGAUGCCAGUCUUGGAUUUCUCCGUAGUGAUAAUGCCCGGAGAUAUGUUAGACAACUUCCACAGUAUCCAAGGCAGCAGUUUUCUGCUAGAUUUCCCAAUUCAUCUCCAGGAGCUGUGGAUUUGCUUGAAAGAAUGCUUGUGUUUGAUCCUAGUCGGCGUAUUACAGUGGACGAGGCACUCUGCCAUCCAUACUUGGGACCUCUUCACGAUAUCAAUGAGGAGCCAGUUUGCCCAAGGCCUUUCAGUUUUGAUUUUGAACAGCCAUCCUUCACUGAGGAAAAUAUUAAGGAGCUCAUCUGGAGGGAAUCUGUAAAAUUCAACCCAGAUCCAGCUUAUUGAGAUGUGAUAGCAUGAUAUAUACCAUUACAUUACUAAAUCGAACAUUGUAUCAAUCCUGAAUCCUGUAUGUAUGCUGUAGAAGAGAUUAGCAUUGCGUUUGAAUUUGUCAUUAGUUGAUUCUAUUAUCUUGCGUGGGUAGCCCUCAUCUGAAUACCAAGUCCUUCUUGUUCCUGUUUGGAUGGUAGGAAGGAUCAGAAUACUUGUGUGUGAUGGUUGCCCGUAAUGCUCACCUUUUAAUUCAUCUUUGCUUUUCAGCACAUUGACAUUA